Rhizoctonia solani is the source of this 258-nucleotide messenger RNA. RefSeq names its product NADH-ubiquinone oxidoreductase 14,8 kDa subunit. The transcript is spliced from 3 exons. The record is from RefSeq and is a predicted model, not a curated record. The coding region runs from base 1 to 258 and encodes 85 amino acids. NCBI's taxonomy places the organism in Eukaryota, Fungi, Basidiomycota, Agaricomycetes, Cantharellales, Ceratobasidiaceae.
AUGACCACUAUUCCUUCUCGCCUUGCCCGCGUAUCACAGUCAUCCGGAAGUCUUCUUGACGCGCGCCGUCGUGUUGUCCAACUUUACCGUGACUGGUACCGCUCGGAAACAAUGAACUGCUGGAAACAAGAGCCUCAUAUAAUGGGUAUUUUACUGCGAGAUCUCCACGAAGGAAGCGCGGUGGGACAGACGUUCUUACAAAAGUUCUAUGCAGGGAGAGACGAAGAAAGCGUCAGAAUUGCGUCGCCUCAACAGUGA